ACACAUUCCUCGUACAAAGGAUUGGCUUCGCAUUGACAUUGGAAGCUUCUCGGUUUUCCGCUUUUCCUGCUGCUCGAGUUUGGAGUUUCCCCGACGCUUUCAGUUCGUGGCUAGACUUUGGAGCGUGCUGUGCUUGGAAAAAACUGUCGCGUGUGUGUCUGUGACAAAUAUUUUCCCUAAAAUACAAAUUCUCCUAAUACAAUUGGAAAAUGUAAAGUAAAUAUAUUCCUAUGCUAUAACAAAUAAACACAAAUCAAAAACUUAAUCAAAGCUUAAGCAAACCCCUAACAAAACCUUGACAAGACGCGAGUGAAGUUAAUACUCUUUAGUUGCUAUUGCCCCACAAAAUGCUGCCAAACCACGCCUGAGCCUCAAUCUCAAUCUCAACCUGAACUAGGGCCAUAACCAGAACACAACUGUGAUCAUAGACAUAACAACGAUAGUGGUAUAGUGGUGCCGUACGAAAGCCAUUGGAGAAACCAGGAGAACCAGCGUCACAGCCAAAGAUGAGGGAAUCCGGGGACACAGCCAGCAGCCUGCCAGACCGCAACUGAGCGAUUUAUAGAUCCGCAGAUAAUACCCGGGACCGGAAAAUCCAAAUCAAUUUCCCCCGGCGAUAGCAAUCGGCAGAGGAAAAGGUGCAGGACAUCGGCCAACAGAGCAGCACAUUCGCCAAAAAGGAGGCUGUAAUGACGACAAUUGACGCGAUGUAGCGCAGACUUAUGGUCGGCGAACGCGACAGGGACCGUGAGGCGGUACGCUGGGCAACGGGUGAAUCGACACCGCUUCAAACCAAUAAUGGAGUAUUACAAAUGGUCGGGCAAUUGCAAUGUGGACAGGCUGCUGGCCAGCAACAGCAACAGCAACAAGCGACUCAGCAACAGCAACUCUCGAAGCAGCAGCAGCAGCAGCAGCAACAUCAGCAGCAGCAACUGCAACUCAAGCAGCAACAGCAACAGCAGCAGCAGCAGCAGCAACAGGACAUCCUGUAUCAGCAACAUAACGAGGCAAUUGCAAUUGCACGCGGACUGCAGGCUGCAACACCUGCCGACAUCGGCGAUAAUCAGCCGUACUACGAUACAAGCGGUAAUGUCGAUUGGGAGCGGGCGAUGGGAACCGGUGGAGCUGGUGCAUAUGGUGGCAUCGGCAUCGGAUCUCUACCAGCAGCUGGCGGUGCUGCUUAUCACCUUGGGCCAGCUAAUACCGCCGGCCUCGUUUCUCGUCACCUGGAUUACGCUGAUGGCGGCCACCUUGCUGGCCCAUCCGCCGGUCUUCCUGCUGGUGCUGUGGGAUCAGGAGCAGGAGCGGGUACGGGUGCGUCAGCGGGAGCAUCAGUCACGGGAUCAGGAGCAGGAGCAGGAUCGGGAGCAACAGGGACAGGGACAGGAACAGGAACUGGAGCCGGAUCUGGAUCGGGCGGUGGAGCAGCAGGCAAGGAAGUUCGCUACGCCCCAUUCCCAGUCGCAUCACCAACGCACUCGAUUCCCACAACUUCCCAGCAGAUCGUUGGCAGCGUCGGUGGCGGGGGCGUCGGUGGUGCCAGCAGCCAGUCGAUUUCAGGCGGUGUACCAACUCAUAGCCAGAGCAACACCACCGGCGCCCUGCAGCGGACACAUUCCAGAUCCAUGUCCUCCAUACCGCCGCCCGAGCCGUUCAUGAUAGCCCAGUCGAAGGCGGUCAACAGCCGCGUGUCCAUCAACGUGGGCGGGGUGAGGCACGAGGUACUGUGGAGGACGCUGGAGCGGCUGCCCCACACGCGACUCGGGCGGCUGAGGGAGUGCACCACCCACGAGGCCAUCGUGGAGCUGUGCGACGACUACUCGCUGGCGGACAACGAGUACUUCUUCGACCGACAUCCGAAGAGCUUCAGCUCCAUCCUGAACUUCUAUCGCACCGGCAAGCUGCACAUCGUCGACGAGAUGUGCGUGCUCGCGUUUAGUGAUGACCUGGAGUACUGGGGCGUCGACGAACUGUACCUGGAGUCCUGCUGCCAGCACAAGUACCACCAGCGCAAGGAGAACGUCCACGAGGAGAUGCGCAAGGAGGCCGAGUCCCUGCGGCAGCGCGACGAGGAGGAGUUCGGCGAAGGUAAAUGCGCCGAGUACCAGAAGUAUCUGUGGGAGCUCCUGGAGAAGCCCAACACCAGUUUCGCCGCCCGGGUUAUCGCAGUGAUAUCCAUACUAUUCAUAGUCCUGUCUACCAUAGCCCUGACGUUGAACACCCUACCACAACUACAACACAUUGACAACGGUACACCACAGGAUAAUCCGCAAUUGGCAAUGGUUGAGGCCGUGUGUAUCACGUGGUUCACUCUAGAGUACAUACUUAGGUUUAGCGCCUCGCCGGACAAGUGGAAGUUCUUUAAGGGCGGCCUUAACAUAAUCGAUCUAUUGGCAAUACUCCCAUACUUUGUUUCGUUAUUUCUAUUGGAAACGAAUAAGAAUGCAACGGACCAGUUCCAGGAUGUGCGUCGGGUGGUGCAGGUCUUUCGCAUCAUGCGCAUCCUGCGAAUCCUUAAGCUGGCCCGUCACUCAACGGGCCUGCAGUCGUUAGGCUUUACGCUGCGUAACUCGUAUAAGGAACUCGGUCUACUAAUGCUGUUCCUGGCCAUGGGCGUUCUCAUAUUUUCUUCGCUGGCAUAUUUUGCCGAAAAGGAUGAAAAGGAUACAAAAUUCGUUUCAAUACCGGAAACAUUUUGGUGGGCGGGUAUUACAAUGACAACUGUUGGCUACGGGGACAUCUAUCCCACAACUGCACUGGGAAAGGUUAUUGGUACUGUGUGUUGCAUAUGCGGUGUUCUGGUAAUCGCUUUGCCUAUUCCCAUCAUCGUUAACAAUUUUGCUGAAUUUUAUAAGAAUCAGAUGCGCCGCGAAAAGGCCCUCAAGCGUCGCGAGGCACUCGAUCGUGCCAAGCGCGAGGGCAGCAUUGUCUCCUUUCAUCAUAUCAAUCUGAAAGAUGCCUUCGCCAAGUCCAUGGAUCUCAUCGAUGUGAUUGUCGACACAGGAAAGCAAACAAAUGUCGUGCAUCCGAAGGGUAAAAGACAAAGCACCCCCAAUAUAGGCAGGCAGACCCUCGAUGUGCAAAGCGCCCCAGGCCACAAUCUCUCGCAAACGGACGGCAACAGCACCGAAGGCGAGUCCACCAGCGGACGCAAUCCGGCCACCACCGGAACCGGAUGCUAUAAGAAUUACGACCACGUAGCCAACCUGCGCAACUCCAACCUGCACAACCGACGCGGCUCCAGCUCUGAGCAGGAUGCAGUGCCGCCGUACAGCUUCGACAAUCCCAAUGCCCGCCAGACCUCGAUGAUGGCCAUGGAGAGCUAUCGCCGCGAGCAGCAGGCAUUGCUGCUGCAACAGCAACAGCAGCAGCAGCAACAGAUGUUGCAGAUGCAACAGAUUCAGCAAAAAGCGCCAAACGGAAAUGGAGGUGCGACCGGAGGAGGAGGAGUGGCCAACAACCUGGCCAUGGUGGCCGCAUCCAGUGCGGCAACAGCCGUGGCCACAGCCACCAAUGCCAGUAAUGCCAGUAACACCGCUCCCGGAACGGAGGGCGCCGAGGGAGGCGGCGAUGGAGAUGGGGGUGUGGUUGAUGACGACAACCUGUCCCAGGCGAAGGGACUGCCCAUCCAGAUGAUGAUCACGCCCGGGAUUUUACGGGGACGCAGUAAGGAGGAAGUGGCCGAGCUGCGUCGCCAGGUGGCCCUGGAGAACCUGCAGAACCAGCGGAUGGACAACCUGGAGCAGGACGUGCCCGUGGAAUUCGAGUGCUGUUUCUGCACGACCAAGGACUUCAAGGAAUUCACCGAUGCGGAGGGCGUGAUCUCGCUGCCCACCUCCGACUUCCACAAGCCGAUCUGUCUGGAGAUGCGACUGGCGGCAGCGGGUCGUCAAGCAGGAGCCUAUGGACUCCUCUCGCCGCUGCCAGCACCUCUGCCUCCGCUCCAUGGUCCGCUCCUGGCCCUGCCCCCGCCACCGCCACUGCCACCAACGUCCUGCGCCGCCGUCCUUUUGCCCGCCAUUUCGCAGUCCUCGUCCACAUCGUCGUCAUAUGGCACCACCACGUCCACCACCAUUGCCCUGCCGCUGGACAUGUCCCUGAGAUACGGGGCCACCAUCUGCAGUUCGUCCAACUUCAACCACAACUACAACAACAACUUCAACACCACCACAGUGGGCGGUGGUGCAAAUGGAACGCUCCUCUUCGGUGGCAACUACAAUGGCAGCAAUAACAACAACGCCGACCUGGCCAGCGUGGAUAGCUCGGACACCUAUGCCAGCUGCCAGACGCAUCCCUUCCUGUCCCAGGGAGACCUUACGGCGGACUUCAAUGACGAGGCCUGCGCCCUGGACAUCGACAUGGAUAACCUGUACAUAAAUCCCCUGGAACGGGAACAGCACCAGGGAAUCAGCAGCUCCACGGGCUUCAUUGUGGGCCUGCCUAGCACCAAUUCAUCGGGUGGACUGCGUGCCCAGGUGAAGAAGAGCGCAUCGGGUGAUACGGCUCUCAGGAACUUGGCCGCCGGAGGCGGAGGAGCCGGCGGCUUGAGUCCCCUGGACGACGUCUACCAGAGCUUCGAUGUCCAGGAGCGAGGAAGUCGGGUCAGCUUGAACGAGAACUCAGUGCCAAAGCAUCGGAAGACGCGUUUCCAGCAGAGCUUCACCGCCAUGCGACCCAGUGGAGCAGCCGGCGUCCUUGGAAGCAGUGUCCUGGGCGGCAUGCGUCCUCGUGCCCGCUUCGAGGACACCAAGCUGGACGACGAGACGGGCGGCCGGAGGGAGGGAGAACUGGCCGGAGGUUCCGGCAGUCCGGCGGCCAGCGGAUCCGGCGGAUUCGGCGGUCAAGGACCCAAGAAGAAGCGCUCGGUAUUCAUGCCGGGCAAGAGCUUAGCCACUGCCACCAAACUGAUCAACCAGCAUUUGUUUGGCAUACAGAAUGUGGGCGCCAAAGCCAAGUUCGAGAGCAAGCAUUCCUCAUCGAUAGACUCGAUUGACGCCUCGCCCAAUCUGGAGCACCAUCGGCGCUCCAAGUCGAUCCUGAAAAACAAGUCUGAUAUCUCGCGCGUCCUGUCCGAUCCGGAGAGCGAGCGUCUCCUGGCGGACAACAUGUCCGGCUCCGGCGUCUCCGACAACGGCACCGUUAUGGGCGAAUCCGGCAGCGAUUACUCACCGAAUAAAUUACCUCAUUCAGUUUUAGCUAAGUCUAUAUCCCCACCACCCCUCAGGCACCGCACCCUAAUGCACCAGCGCUCAGGACCAGCGACCUUGCAAUCGAAGCCCACUAAGUUCCAGACCCCUCGCUAUCCCGAGGAGCAGGCACUGCGCCAGGUGAAGCCGCUGCUCUCGCGAGGAACUCCUUCCACAUCCGCAUCCGCAGGAUCGGCGGAUGGCCAGCAGACCAGGGACAGCAGUCUGGACUCGGAGACGACCUUCACAUCGCCAGUGAGCCAACGAGCUGGCGAGGAUCCCCCGACUGCUGCUCCGAGCCAAGCUGCAGUGCCUCCUGCCCAGGAGGAUCGUGAGGAGGAGGGCGAAGCCGAAGCCAACGACGAGCAGAGGGCUCUACUCCAAGGAGGCGACGCCGAGGAGGCGAAGAGGGCGGGGAACGAGGGCACGUAGCAAUUAGGGACCCACACACAAAACGACACCCAGAAAAUGUAAAAAAAAAAAAAGAGUACCUUUUCCAAAGGGAAAUCCUCACAACACACAACUCACACGCACACACACAGACACACAACUCACACAACUCACACACACACACAUACAAAGCAUACAAAGGGAAAACUCAAAGUGAUAGCAAAGUUAGCAAACAUGGAAUGUGAAUUAUAUAAAAGCAAUGAACAGUAUCCUAGUCUAGAGAUGGUGGGACGAUCCCUAGCAGAUCCCCGGAAUUCGAUCUGCGUAUUUUUACAACUAGAAAAGAAAAUGAAGCAACCCGAGCAACCCGAACUGCAACGUAAGUGUUUGGGAGCCGCGCAAGUCGUACAAAACAGCAAAAAAAAACGCAAAAAAUAAUAUUAUUAAUACCAAUACGAUAGGUGGAGUAACUAUAAACGUGAAGCUACCGUGUAUAUAGCAGAGCCCAAUCCACUCGUGUACAGAGCAACCUUUAUUUACCGCCUUCAAGACACAGCUAACCGAAAGUAUAUAGACGAAGUCACCAAAAAGCCUAAAUAGCAAACAAAUGAAACCGAAAUAUUCAUAUUUUGAAUGCCACUUAUAAGUAUAUACAAAUAUAGAAUAUACACGCAUCGCAAUUGCAGCUCGCAUAUUUACACAUUAUAUAUACAUACAAACUAAGCGAUAUACAUAUAUAAAAAUAUAGCUCCAACUAUUUUUCAAACCGCGCUCUAAAACCCCGCAGAUCGAUGGCUUGAGGGGAGUUACAGAAGUGGAGGGGGGAUGCUACACCCCAGCCCAUACCAUUAGAUCCGAAUUAGAUACGCAUGGCCAUCCAUAUACGAGUAUCUGUAUGUAAAUCGUUCGUUCAAAUUCAAAUUCAUAAUGUCAAAAGUAGUUGAAAAUCGUUGGUUCGUUUCUAUAUCUAUAAGUACUUGUGCGUGUGUGUAGGGCUUAGGGCUUAUCGAUAGAGCUUGGCUUGGCUUAGUCCCCUGAUAUAAUCUGAGUUGCCACACCUAUUAAGUAGAGAGAUUGAGGUUGGUUGGGAAAAUGCAAUAUUGCUUGAAUGUAGAUGUUGUUAUUUGUUAUGUGGGCAACCGAAUGCUUUUCUAGGGUAUGUGAGUAUAUAUAUCGCAACCCACGGAAUCGCAUUCUAACCACCCACAUACUGUUAGUUAGUUAUGAAGCGUGUGUGUGUGUUAUGUAUGUUAGUUAGUUGAGUUAGUUAGAUAGUUGACUUGAUGUUUAGUUCCCUAGUCCGUUCUCCGAAUACGUAAGCAAUAAAAUUGGAUAUCCUCGCCAAAGGGGGACUUUCCCCGUUCGAGGAGCGUGUUAGUCAAUUAUUGCAACCCAAGUUGUUUUUUUCCACAUUCCAUUCAGUGUAUGCGUGCGAGAGUGUUUCGGCUUUGGUGUUCUAUAUAUACCGAUUUGGCAGGUUUCCAUAUCCUCCAUGGGUUAUCCCGACCGAUCUGUCCAACUGGCUUGCGUUUGUCCUGUUUAGUUGCCUCUGCUCGGCCAGCGAUGAGCCAGGAUGCGAGUUAGCCUCUUAGAAACAUAUCAGUAAAGGGAAUACGAACUCACACACUCACUCACUCACUCACUCACACAUCCACACGUAACACCUCACACAGAUACACACGCCCACACCCAAAAGCCACAAACGAACAAACACCAAACACCCCACACUGUAAGAAAACUACACAAAUUUUAUUACGAGACGAUAAUAAAAUGUCUCAACGUCCGCUUUUCGAAUUGAUAAGAACACAAGCAUUGACACAAAAGAACUAAGCAAAAAACAAAAAAGAGAAAACCAAUGCAAGAAAUCCUUAUUCGAUAACUAAUGUUAAAGCCAAGAACUCGAGGUAAUAUAGUUAAACAUUUUUAGAAAUAUGUGUACGUAUUAACAAAUGCUUGAGGCAUCCAAAAAUUUUGUAAGCAAUUCAUUUAGGAUUAUCUACACGGUUUUUUGGUGAGCACCGGCCACAUUCCGCCACUGCAUAAUAUUAAUUGUAACUUUUGUAAAUAUUUAUUUCAUAUACAAGACCCUAAAAUCAAAGUUUCUGUUAUUCUUUUGUUUUUUGUUAAUAUUUUGUAAACCAUUUACGCCAGCAGCAAACGAAUUGAACUUGAAUUCAAACUAACGAGAUAUACUAAGUAAAUGAUGAGGCAGAGGCAGAGCAAAUACACGUGCAAAAGCAACAUGUUAUUAAUAUUUAAAUUAUUUACCUAACGAUACAUACAUUUUAAUGUGUAGUCUGAUGGCGACGACGAUUGUAAAUCAGCUAAAUUGAAUAACGGAAAUCGUUGACAAGCAUACAAAUUUAUUAAAGCGUAUUUAAAUCUAUAUGAGCGAAAAGUCAUGAAAAUAUAUAAAUCAUUGAGUAACA
This is a messenger RNA of Drosophila yakuba, 8005 nucleotides long. It is a transcript of the gene Shab, whose product is annotated as potassium voltage-gated channel protein Shab. Gene Ontology annotation, biological process: potassium ion transmembrane transport; protein homooligomerization. Gene Ontology annotation, cellular component: membrane; voltage-gated potassium channel complex. The record is from RefSeq and is a predicted model, not a curated record. Bases 723 to 5618 code for a protein of 1631 amino acids. The transcript is spliced from 14 exons. Gene Ontology annotation, molecular function: delayed rectifier potassium channel activity; protein binding. Lineage: Eukaryota; Metazoa; Arthropoda; Insecta; Diptera; Drosophilidae.